Cololabis saira (Pacific saury) is the source of this 3087-nucleotide messenger RNA. RefSeq names its product bicaudal C homolog 2 (gene bicc2). Gene Ontology annotation, cellular component: cytoplasm. Gene Ontology annotation, molecular function: protein binding; RNA binding. NCBI's taxonomy places the organism in Eukaryota, Metazoa, Chordata, Actinopteri, Beloniformes, Belonidae. The record is from RefSeq and is a predicted model, not a curated record. The transcript is spliced from 19 exons. The coding region runs from base 18 to 2726 and encodes 902 amino acids.
GAGGGCUCAGUCCUGCUAUGGCCACCACCACCAGCACUGAGGAGAGCUCUUCUGUCUCUCCGGCGUCCGUAGCACCCCAGCAGCCUGACUUGGAAACUAGUUUAGAACCCGACUCAGCAGCAAAGACUGAGCCCAAAGAAGCCCAAUGUGACAGAAAGGAAAAGGAGGAUGAUGAAGAGGAGGACGCAGAAGGGGGUGAAGGUUCUGCUCUGGGGCAGGAGAGUCCCAAAGGGCCACAUUUGGAUCCAGACUGGGUGGAAGAGAGGUUCAGGAUUGACAGGAAGAAGCUUGAAACCAUGCUGUAUGCUCCAAACCAAGAAGAGGGGGAGACAGGAGAGGAGUUUUUUGAGAGGGUGAUGAGAGAAACUAACACUCAGGUGAAAUGGCCAUCUAAACUGAAGAUAGGAGCCAAGUCAAAGAAAGAUCCACAUGUGAAGGUGGAAGGGAAGAGAAACAACGUUGUGGACGCCAAAAAGAAGAUACUAGAAGUGCUAGAGACCAAGGUGAACAAAGUGACUCUGAAAAUGGACGUGGCCUACACAGAGCACUCCCAUGUGAUCGGCAAAGGUGGUGGGAACAUUAAAAAGGUGAUGGAGGUCACAUCCUGUCACAUCCACUUCCCCGACUCCAACCGACACAACGCCACGGGAGAAAAAAGCAACCAGGUCUCCAUCGCUGGGCCCAUAGAGGGAGUGGAGGAAGCCAGGAGGAGGAUCAGAGAUCUCCAGCCGCUGUCAUUGACCUUUGAGCUGCCAGUCAGUCUGGUCCCGCAGGCUCUUCCAGAUGCAGGAUCCCCGCUCAUCCAGCAGGUCGUGCAGGCUUUGGGGAUCAGUGUGAGCUUCAGGUCCCUGCCACCACAACCUCAAGCCUCCUUUUAUGGAAGCUCCUGCACUGUCUGGGGGAUGCAUGGCAACGCAGCCGCUGUCAAGAAGGCAACCUGCAUUCUAAUGGACCUCCUACUCGGAUCAGAAGUCUCAGGUGGGAUAGUGAGCAGUCAGCUGGACGUCACCUCUCAGCAGCAUCUCUUCUUGCUGGGACAGAACGGAGCACACUUCCUGAGCGUUAUGCACCAGACCCAGACCCAGAUCAUCCUGCCGGACCUCAGCGCUCCACAGAGCCCUCCCUCGCUGCUCAUCCAGGGCAGCCCUGAUGGAGUGUGUCUGGCUCGGCAGCAGCUCAUGGACUGUCUGCCUGUUUGUUUGAUGUUUGACAUCCGUGAAGAUGGGGAGGCAGAACCUUGUAAGCUGGCUCAGAUGAUGCAAAACCUGGGAGUCUUCAUUAGUGUCAAACCCAAAGCAAAACAGACCAGCAAGUCAGUGGUGGUGAAAGGUCUGGAGAGGAACAUCUCCUGCCUUUACGAGGCCCGUCGCCAGCUCCUGGGUCUGGAUUCCUGCGAACACGCCAAGACAGCCGGAGUGAACCCUGACCUGAUAUUACCUGGCAGCGGGCUGACCAGCUAUUGGCUCAACAUGUUGCUGCAGCAGCUCCGUCUCUCUGAACAGGAGGUGCUGUAUGGUGGCAAGCCCCGCCCCUCACCUCCACCGGGCCUCACGUCAGCCAAUGAAGAGGGCAGGACGGGGCUGAAGGGAACAGACAGUCGGCCGCUUGAGAAGAUCCUUGAAAACGAGGACCAGUCUGACCAAUCAGACAACGAGAGCUCAGAGGGAGUGGUGAUGUCUCCAGCUGAAAUGUGCCACCACAGCAUCGGUAGGCUGGGCUUGAGUGGGCGGAGGGGGAGUCUGCAGAGUCCUGAAAUCAGCAAGAUGCUCAGUGAGGGCAGACGCCACUCAACAGGACAGGCGCUGGCGUACCGACUGAUGAACACGGAGGCUGAGGGAGUGAGGAGUGAGCGGAAGAACAGCCUGAGGAGGGAUGUGACUCUGGUUCACAACGUCUGUGCCGACUCAUCCAAGACCGAGGAUUAUGACUAUGAGAAGAAGAAACUGCUGGCAACCAGGGCCAUGCAGAGGAAGCCUGUGGUCACUGAGGUCCGGACACCCACAGACACUUGGAGUGGCCUCGGCUUCUCCAAGUCUAUGCCGGCUGAAGCCGUCAAAGAGCUGCGCAACAUCAGCCGACGAAGUUACAAACCGUACCUGAGUACCAUCAGCGAUCAGCAACAGUCCUGGGCUUCUCAGACAGGAAAGAUGUGCAACGGCAGUGACUCUGAGAACUGGAGGCACAGACGUGGCUCCACAUCUCUUCCUCCUGUCCCCUCUUCUCCCACCUCUCCAUGCGCCCCUUCCUCACCCCCACCAACAUUCUCCUCCUCUGUUUCCUCCUUCCCUGCAUUUGCAUCCUCACUGAACAGAAGUGGAAAUGAUAAACCUCCGGAGGGCUUUGUGAGCAGCAGCUGCUUUGAAGGCGUGUGCCCGUCGAGGAGGGCGUCGACCAGCAGUCAGCACAGCCCCCCCUCCCUCAUGACAGAUGAUCUGCCUGAGCUGCUCAGCCAGCUCGGCCUGAUCAAAUACAUCGAUGUGUUUGAACAACAAGAGAUUGACUACCAGACCUUCCUCACCCUCUCCGAUGAAGAUCUGAAAGAAGUGGGCGUCUCCACCUUCGGAGCCAGGCGCAAGAUGUUAAUAGCAAUCUCAGACCUGAACAAGAGCAAGAGGAGGCUGUCCGACACAUCGGCUGUGAGGUCCGGCUAUCUGGAGGGCGGUGCGAGUGGCCGGCUUCCACGGAUUAUGGAUGUGGAAGUUGCAGCUCAGAGUAACCGCUGGUGAGAGGAGACGCCCGCCGAGGUCGGAGGUUCAUCUAACGCUUGUAGAGAACAUCUGUGAUCACACGUGUGGCUGUUGCCAGGAAAAAGAUCUUACCUGCUUUUCAUUUUCCUUAAAUUGAGAAGCAUAACAUUGCCCUAAAGAACAGCAAACAUGAUGCAAACAUUUAAAUGCAGUACCUUUCUUCUGAAGCCAUAACCAAAGGCUUUGUAAAAGAAAUACAACUGAAGACAAGGAGGCGUUCCCUUCCACACCUGAGACCUAACAGGAAAAUGAACAGGUGUCUUUUAUUGGCAUCAAGUGCCUUUAUUCUUCAAAUUCUAUGCCUUGACCAUGUUAACUAAGAUUUUUAUGCAACUGUAAA